UUUCUGUAGGGGAAAGUGAAGUGAAUUGACCGAGCCGAGGGGACACGCUCGUGGAGAAACACCAUCGCAAGGGCAUCGGAUUUCUCUGACUGGUUGGCUGGUUUCCAUCUACACCAGCAACUUCAACCCCGUGAAUGGCCAGAAAAGUGCUGGAAGAUGCGCUUGAUCUGAGGGUGCCUGGUUAUGUUGGAAGGCAGCCAAGAGCCUCCUGCAAAUGGCCAGGAGCCGGUGUUGUCUGGCAGUAAGAGGACGCUUCCGGGAGAUGCGGCGCAGAAGGCGAAGCGUGUGCGAGUGUCACGAGCGUGUGACCAAUGUCGAGCAGGACGGGAGAAAUGCGAUGGCAAUCGACCAUGCUGCCAAACGUGCGAUGCCCAAGGCCGCUCGUGCACUUACUACGAGCAGCCAAAGAAGCGUGGAAUACAGCCCAACUACAUCCGGACUCUGGAGUUGACCUUGGCUUGGAUCUUCAAGAACUUCCCCGAGAGUGAACAACACAUAUCGAGUCUACUGCCGGAUCCCGGAGACCAAGCCCACAAACUGAUUGCGUGGAAAGACGCCGUUCCAGCGGAAGCUCUGCACGCUUCAUGGCGGCAUAGCGUAGUGUGCAGGCAAAUAGACCAAUUGCUAUCAGGCGCAGAUAUCGAGCUUCCGCGUCCCAUAGCAGCAACGACGGCGGCAGCCGCCGCAGUGGACAGCCAGGAAACUCAUCAUGCGGAUGAUGCCCAGGCUUCUUACCAGUCGCCACCACCAUCUGUGCCCUCAGAUACGGGCAUGGUUCCCCCAGACAUAGCGAAUCCGGCGGCAGGCGUUAUGAAUGUACUCUCGCCAACACAUGAAGCUAAUAACACCACCAACGAAUUGCUCAAGCUUCCACAGAACUCUUGGGCCUUACUCGAGCAUUACUUUGCCUUCACGCACACAUGGCUGCCAAUGGUUGAGCGUCACGAUGUCCUGAAGCUCAUGUACUCCUACCCUCCAGGAGGAUUGCGGAAACAAGACGCUCUCGGAGCGGAUCAUGCUGAAUUGUGGAGUAUCAUGGCCCUCGCAUCGUUACAGAAUGGUGCCGAAGACUCUGUGGCCUGUCGAAACACUGCCAAAUCUCUCGUUCCGAACGAACAUGGCUUUCAACUUGGCCAUAUCAAGGCGUUGCUUAUCCUCGGCCUGACCGAGAUCAUGGAACGAGCCUGGCUACCUGCAUGGCUGACCAUUGGAUCAGCCAUUCGCCUGUUGACGUAUUCUAAACUUGGAAGAGGCACCAGCACGACUCUCUUCGAAGGCCGCACUAAACACACUCUGCUGGCCGCAUUCGUGCUCGAACGCGCAGUUGCCUCACAAACUGGCGCUACCGCGCACAUCAGGCCAGGAGAUAUUCAGCAUGUUGGCUUCUUAAUUGAAGAUGGACUCGAAGAAUGGUCGCCGUGGCAAGAUCCCACAGCUGGUGCCGCUUCGAGUAUGGCGAGAUCUCCCACCAGGUCGAUGAGUACGUUCAACGAGCUAGUACGAAUUGCUUUACAGUUCCCUUCCGAUAGCAUCCUCGGCAGUCCUGGACUACCAAACAUGGCAUCAACGAUGGAAGCAAUCACUAAGCUUCUCAUCAAUGCGAGUGACAGCACUCAACGCCUCCACCCAUCUCAGGCAUUGGCAGGCCGGAAAGCACAGGUACCAGUGGAAGCGAGUCGAGUCCACGCUUCAAGCCAUAGUUCUACUGCGUUCUCUCCGCCAUCCGCCGACAACACGCGAUUUCAAUUCAUGAGCCUCCCCAGCGAGAGCAUGGAAGGGCUCGCCAGCAGUACUCAUGCAAAUCAGAUGCAGCAAAUCCCAGGCCCGAGCAAUUGGACCACGGGACCAGUCGCCACAGAUAUGUUGCAAGACGUUGCGCCAGGAGCCGAGGAUGCAGGAUCGGCCAACGGCCCACCCGGGUCGGACGUGUUUGAGGAAUUAGCAAUGCUCGAUCGCACCGAUUUCUCCUCGAAUCCUAGCUUCAUGCAGAAUCUCGGAUUUGGGCCUGACCUGGAUUUGGCCGAGUUCUUUGGCGCAGACUAUCAACCCUCCAAUCCUCUCCUGACAUAUACGCAACCCGCAACAUAUGCCAGUCCGACGCAAGACUUCGAAACGACGGGCAACGACGCAGGUUGAGAGAAGCGCCUUGCUCAUGAAAACACUGCCAUGCUCUUCCGUGCGGCCGCCUCUGGAGUGGGCGAGCACGAUAAGAGAUAUGUUCAUCGACGACGUUCUACUCUUCCGUGCUGGACUGGGAGGGAGCAAGUCCUGCUGAGCUGCUCAUUCAAAGCUGUGAAGCUAGACGACGACGACGAUGAGGAGGAGGAGGAGGAGGAGGAGGAGGAGGAGAAGACUAGGUAUCCAGCACGUUGCUCGAUGGUGCAAGAAGUCUGGAAGCGAAGAAGAUGGGUUCCACUGGUUGGCAGUUCAGAUACAUGUAGCAGCCGAAUAUGAAGGCGAUGGGAGCCGAUUGAUACCUUAGGCCAACGGUCUGGUCUGGUAGGUGGUAGGACAGAGUAGUAAGCACGAGCGAGAUGUGGGCCUUCAUGUUCUUUCUU
Molecule: messenger RNA, 2558 nt
Organism: Sphaerulina musiva SO2202
Lineage: Eukaryota; Fungi; Ascomycota; Dothideomycetes; Mycosphaerellales; Mycosphaerellaceae
Exons: 5
Coding region: 184-2136 (650 amino acids)
Biological process (GO): DNA-templated transcription; positive regulation of transcription by RNA polymerase II
Molecular function (GO): zinc ion binding; DNA binding; DNA-binding transcription factor activity, RNA polymerase II-specific
Source: RefSeq, a predicted model, not a curated record